UCUGAAAUCAAGUUUAUGGCUGUAAAAUGAGAGCAGAGAGAGGAGGAGGAGGAGAACCGGACCUGUAAAAUGAGUGUGUAUGAGGAGAGAGAGGAGGAGGUGUCUGUUCACACUCAGAGAGCAACAUCUCCAGGAUCCAGCUGUGUGUCCAUGAAGAGUAACAUCUCCAUGCAUGAACCCCCUAAAUUCAGUGAUGGACCAUCUCCAGUAUUCAGCUGUGUGUCCAUGAAGAGUAACAUCUCCAUGCAUGAACCCCAUAAUCUCAGUGAUGGACAAUCUUCAGGAUUCAGUUGUGUGUCCAUGAAGAGUAACAUCUCCAUGCAUGAACCCCCUAAAUUCAGUGAUGGACCAUCUCCAGUAUUCAGCUGUGUGUCCAUGAAGAGUAACAACUCCAUGUUUCAGCCCCCUGAUCUCAGUGAUGGACCAUCUUCAGUAUUUAGCUGUGUGUCCAUGAAGAGUAACAACUCCAUGCAUGAACCCCCUAAUCUCAGUGAUGGACCAUCUUCAGUAUUCAGCUGUGUGUCCAUGAAGAGUAACAACUCCAUGUUUCAGCCCCCUGAUCUCAGUGAUGGACCAUCUUCAGUAUUUAGCUGUGUGUCCAUGAAGAGUAACAACUCCAUGCAUGAACCCCCUUAUCUCAGUAAUGGACCAUCUUCAGUAUUCAGCUGUGUGUCCAUGAAGAGUAACAACUCCAUGCAUGAACCCCCUUAUCUCAGUAAUGGACCAUCUCCAGUAUUCAGCUGUGUGUCCAUGAAGAGUAACAACUCCAUGCAUGAACCCCCUUAUCUCAGUGAUGGACCAUCUCCAGUAUUCAGCUGUGUGUCCAUGAAGAGUAACAAAUCCAUGCAUGAGCCGCCUAUAUUCAGUGAUGGACCUUCUGUGACCUCUGACUCUGUAAUCAUCAGCAGGAAGAGAGCAGCAUCUCCAGUAUCUGACUGUGUGUCCAUUAAGAAUAACAGAUCCAUGUAUGAUCCUCCUAAUCUCAGUGAUGGACCCGCUUUGACCUUUGACCCUGUUGGUGGGAGAGCUGAGCAGAUCAGAGAUGUGUCCUGUCAGACCAGCAGAUCCUCCUGUCAGAAACACAUCAGUCAUCAUGACACAGAAGCAGCCCUGCAGCUUGAUUCUCACCAGCCAGUGCAUGAUGAUCUGCAGAGAGUCAAAGACCAGCACAAAACCAGCAUGAAGAACAAGUAUGAGAGAUUAUUUGAGGGAAUCAAACUACAAGAGAAUCAGACUCUCCUGAACAGUAUUUACACACAGCUGUACAUCAUAGAGGGAGAGAGUGAAGGAGUGAAUGAAGAACAUGAGGUGCUACAGAUGGAGAAAAGUUACAAGAACCUCCAAGACACUCCAAUCCACUGCAAUGACAUCUUUGAUCCUUCACCUGAACCAGGAUAUGAGGAGAAGAGAAGAGAGAAGAAAGACAAAAUCAAGACUGUUCUUACUAAAGGCAUCGCUGGAAUCGGGAAAACCGUCUCUGUGCAGAAGUUCAUUCUGGACUGGGCCGAGGGAAAAGCCAAUCAGGAUGUAGAUUUCAUGUUUGUGCUUCCAUUUAGAGAGCUGAACUUGAUUAAAGAUCAUCAGUACAGUCUUCACAGACUUCUGCUGGACUUUUAUCCUGAACUUCGAGAUCUGGACUCAGAGAUGUAUGAUGAAUGUACAGUUGUGUUGAUCUUUGAUGGUCUGGAUGAAAGCAGAUUGACACUGAUGUUUUCAGACAGUGAGAAAGUUUCUGAUGUGACUGAGUCUUCAUCUGUGGGUGUGUUGAUGUCAAACCUCAUGAAAGGAGAUCUGCUUCCCUCUUCUCUCAUCUGGAUCACCACCAGACCAGCAGCAGCCAAUCAGAUCCCCUCCAAAUACAUCAACCGUGUGACAGAAAUUCAGGGAUUCAAUGAGCCUCAGAAGGAGGAAUAUUUCAGGAAGAGAAUCAGUGAUGAGGAUCAAGCCAGCAGAAUCAUCUCUCACAUCAGAAGAGCAAGAAGCCUCCACAUCAUGUGUCACAUACCCGUCUUCUGCUGGAUCUCAGCCACUGUGCUUCAAAACAUCCUGAAACAAGAUCUCAGUGCAGAAAUCCCUCAAACUCUGACUGAAAUGUACAUACACUUCCUCCUCAUUCAAACUCAUAUGAGGAACCAGAAGUAUGAAGAGAGAGAUCCAGAGAAACUCCUGCAGUCCAACAGAGACGUGAUUGUGAAACUUGCUGAACUGGCUUUCAAUCAGCUGAUGAAGGGCAAUGUGAUGUUCUAUGAGGAGGACCUGAUUGAGAGCGGCAUAGACGUCACUGACGCCUCAGUGUAUUCUGGGAUUUGCACUGAGAUCUUUAGGGAGGAAUCUGUGAUUCAUCACAGGAAGGUUUACAGCUUUGUACAUCUCAGCUUUCAGGAGUUUUUUGCAGCACUGUAUGUGUUUUUCUGCUAUUUACACAAAAACAGUGAAGUUCUGAAAAUGUUCCUCACAGGAAAGUUCAGAAAACAGUGUGAGAAUGUUCCUCUGGAUGUGAUUCUGAAGGAAGUUAUAAAUAAAGCCUUGGUGAGUAAAAAUGGACACCUGGAUCUUUUACUUCGAUUCCUUCAUGGCAUCUCACUGGAGUCCAACCAGAGACUCUUACAGGAUGUGCUGAUUCACACAGAGAACAACCCAGAGAGCAUCAAGAAAAUAAUCCACAACCUCAAACGAGGUCAAAAAAACAAUGUCAGCCCUGAAAGAUGGAUGAAUCUGUCACACUGCUUGAUUGAGAUGAAGGAUCAUUCUGUUCUUAAAGAAAUGCAGGCAUUUUUAAACUCUAAAACAAAAAGAAAAAGUCUUUCUCUUGCACAAUGUUCAACUCUGGCAAACAUGAUCCUGAUGUCAGAGGAGGUGAUGGAUGAGUUUGACCCUAAAAAGUUCAAUAUCACAUCAACACAAGAGGGUCGAAGCAGACUGUUACCUGCUCUGAGGAACUGCAGAAAAGCUCUUUUGGCAGACUGUAAUCUCACAGAUCAGCACUGUGAAAUUGUGUCUUCAGUUCUACAGUCAUCAAACUCCCCCCUGAGAGAGCUGGACCUGAGUAACAAUGACCUGCAGGAUUCAAGAGAGAAGCUGCUCUGUGUUGGACUGAGGAGUCCAAACUGUCAACUCAAUGUUCUGAGGUUGGCACACUGUAAGCUCACCUGUAAGUGCUAUGAAACCGUGUCUUCAGUUCUACAGUCUUCAAACUCCUCCCUGAGAGAGCUGGACCUGAGUAACAAUGACCUGCAGGAUUCAGGAGUGAAGCUGCUCUGUGCCGGACUGAAGAGUCUAAACUGUCAACUCAACAUACUGAGGUUGGCACACUGUAAGCUCACCAAUCAGUGCUGUGAAACUGUGUCUUCAGUUCUACAGUCUUCAAACUCCUCGCUGAGAGAGCUGGACCUGAGUAACAAUGACCUGCUGGAUUCAGGAGUGAAGCUGCUCUGUGCCGUACUGAAGAGUCUAAACUGUCAACUCAACAUACUGAGGUUGGCACACUGUAAGCUCACCAAUCAGUGCUGUGAAACCGUGUCUUCAGUUCUACAUUCUUCAAACUCCUCCCUGAGAGGGCUGGACCUGAGUAACAAUGACCUGCAGGAUUCAGGAGUGAAGCUGCUCUGUGCCGGACUGAAGAGUCUAAACUGUCAACUCAACAUACUGAGGUUGGCACACUGUAAGCUCACCAAUCAGUGCUGUGAAACCGUGUCUUCAGUUCUACAGUCUUCAAACUCCUCCCUGAGAGAGCUGGACCUGAGUAACAAUGACCUGCAGGAUUCAGGAGUGAAGCUGCUCUGUGCCGGACUGAAGAGUCUAAACUGUCAACUCAACAUACUGAGGUUGGCACACUGUAAGCUCAGCAAUCAGUGCUGUGAAACCGUGUCUUCAGUUCUACAGUCUUCAAACUCCUCGCUGAGAGAGCUGGACCUGAGUAACAAUGAUCUGCUGGAUUCAGGAGUGAAGCUGCUCUGUGCCGGACUGAAGAGUCUAAACUGUCAACUCAACAUACUGAGAUUAUCUCAGUGUUUGGUGACAGAGGAAGGUUGUGCUGCUCUGGCAUCAGCUCUGAAUUCAAACCCUUCACACCUGAGAGAACUGGAUCUGAGCUACAAUCACCCAGGAGAAUCAGGAGUGAAGCUGCUCUCUGAUAUAAUGAAGCAUCCAGACUGCACACUGGACAAACUCAAUGUGGAUCACGGUUCAGAAGUUAAAGAGUUCAUGAUGACAUCAAGACUACACAGAUACGCUGUUGAUCUCACACUGGAUCCAAACACAGCAGACACUCGUCUCGUUCUGUCUGAGGAGAACAGAAAGGUGACGCGUGUGAGAGAGAGUCAGUCGUAUCCUGAUCAUCCAGACAGAUUUGAGUGUGAUCAUCAUCCUCUGGUUCUGUGUAGAGAGCGUCUGACUGGACGCUGUUACUGGGAGGCUGAAUGGAGUGGAGAUUAUACUGAUAUAUCAGUGUCAUAUAAAGGAAUCGAGAGGAAAGGUGGGAUGUGGUUUGGGAAUAAUCUGAUAUCCUGGAGUCUUGAACGCAAAGAUAGCAAACUCAUUGCCUGGUACAAUUAUGGUGCCACUCAUAUUCCUGUUUCAGGCAGUAAGAGAGUAGGAGUGUUUGUGGACGAGUCGGCCGGCACUCUGUCCUUCUACAGCGUCUCUGACACACACACACUCACACACUUACACACAUUCACACACACAUUCACUGAACCACUUUAUGCUGGAUUUAGAGUUUAUGAUGUUAACUCUUCAGUGUCUCUGUGUCAGAUUAAAAAAAAUGUGGAACCAAUUUUAAUUUUUGAAAUAUAUGAAGACACACACACACACACACGCGCGCGCGCACACACACACACACACACACUAAACAAACACUUUUCCAGUUGUUUAACUGAUUGUGUGUUACUGCAUUAUCACCAUUGUUGAUAUUCAUCCACUUUAUUUGUGCACAAUGUGUUAUUAAAAUCCUUCAGAUGAUCUGAUUAAAACUGCUGGAUCUCAGAGGAUUAUUAUAAUCAAUAAUGUAAAAUGAAUAGCACAUCAUCUAUAUAAUCAUAGAGAUAACUGUAAAUGAAUAUGAAUCUUCUGUCAGCUCCAGUAUUUCUCUGUUAAUUCACAUGUUUUAUUCCAGUUUAAUGAUGUUAUUGUAGAUUAUGGUCAAUAAGCGCUUGUUCCUGGUUCAGUGUGAACAUGUUUCUUCAGUUGUUGAUAUUUGACUGUUAUUUUCAUUGAUGAUAAACGUUUGUCACCCUGAGUUUCACUGUUUUUACACGUUUGCUUUUUAAUGUCCAGUUUUGACUGAAUCACUUUAUGAAUCUUCAUCAAAUGAGAGUUUGUUUGAAUCUGAUUCAGAAGAACUGUUGAACAGAGGAAAGUAAACGAGUCUGACAUCAUCAAAGUCAAAAACACAUAUUAAGUUCACAUAGAGUUUGGGUUCAUUUAGAGUUAUUACUACAGUAAAUAUAUGUAA
Molecule: messenger RNA, 5452 nt
Organism: Pimephales promelas (fathead minnow)
Lineage: Eukaryota; Metazoa; Chordata; Actinopteri; Cypriniformes; Leuciscidae
Source: RefSeq, a predicted model, not a curated record